This is a messenger RNA of Vigna radiata var. radiata (mung bean), 2025 nucleotides long. Its product is annotated as UV-B-induced protein At3g17800, chloroplastic. The coding region runs from base 877 to 1803 and encodes 308 amino acids. NCBI's taxonomy places the organism in Eukaryota, Viridiplantae, Streptophyta, Magnoliopsida, Fabales, Fabaceae. The record is from RefSeq and is a predicted model, not a curated record. The transcript has 3 exons.
CCAUGUUGCUGUUGGGGAAGAGCUCAAGCUCUUGGCUGAGGAUCGUGAUGCGGCACAUGCUCGCAUGGUGCUUGGUUCUGUCACUGAUGAGGCCUUGCUGCACAGAUAAGACACUUUUUUUGGAGUGUAAUGGAAACUGUAACUGAAGGUGAUAUAAGAUGUUUUAAGCAACAGAGAAAACAGGAAAGAUAAGUUGGAAAAGAAAGAAUCAGGAAGGCAGCUUACUUGAGAUGAAAAACCUUAAAACAUUCAUAGAAAGAAUGCUAAAGAAGCCUCCAAAACUGAAGACCUUAUCCUGUUAAAAAAUUUCAUGACCAAGUGAUGCCCUUGAAGAUGCUGCUAGCAUGACACUCCAAAUCUCCAAUCAUAUAGGUCUUAGCUUGUACUGCAGUUUUGUAACUGGCUUGCAGAUUUUACCUUUAUAUCUGAGCAUUUGAGCCAGUCCAAGAUAAAAAGAAUGCAUUUAUUAGUCUUCAAGAACUACUAAAAAUUGUUCUAUGGGAAAGUAAAAGGUUUAGACAUAAGUGUCUUGCUGCUACUGAGCUAGCAUGGUAAAUGAUACUUACAAGGGAAUGCUAUGCCAGAGACAGAAUCACUGGAAUGGGUCUAAUAUGGAUCAAGAGUUUAUGUUUAUAGGAAAAUUCAGACAGCAUUCAAUGUUUUUAUGAUUCUAAUAAUUCCUAAAGCAUUGGUAAUCAUACAAUCGUGAAUAGCUUUUGGGUCCAGGGUAGAGUCAGAGGAACAAUAAUAAGAACUGUCAUUUCAGGUAAACUAAGUCUGGCAUAAAUGGUCUCUUCACGGGGUUCAUAGAGAGGCCUGUUUCAGGUCUUUUCUUUUGCAAGGUAACACAGGAGAUUGCCGGAAAAAUACAGUCACAUGUUUUGUAGCUGUCUUAACUCCGUAGCCAUUAUCAAUUCAGGGACAAGUAUAAUAGUAUUAUCUACUUUUAUUGAAUCAGAGAUUGUGAUUUUGCAGCUUAUACAGGACGUGGAAGGUACUGCAAAUAGUUCAAUGAACAUGAGGAUUGCACAACUAAAAGAGAAUCAAUGUCAAAUUGCUGUAGAAGAUGUUAUGUACUUGCUGAUUUUUUACAAGUUUUCUGAGAUCAGGGUCCCUUUGGUACCAAAACUUUCUAGUUGCCUUUACAAUGGCAGGCUAGAGAUAUUGCCUUCUAAGGACUGGGAACUAGAGUCUAUUCAUAGCUUGGAAGUUUUGGAUAUGAUAAGGGAACACGUAACUACUGUAACUGGCUUGAAAGCAAAAUCUAGUGUAACUGAGUGUUGGGCAACAACCAAAGUCAGACAAUUCUUACUUGCCCGGGUUUAUGUUGCCUCCAUAUUAUAUGGUUACUUUUUGAAGUCAGUUUCAUUGAGGUACCACCUAGAACGAAAUCUAUCUUUGGCUGACCAUGAUAUUCACCUUGGUCAUAGGACUUCCCUUAUGUGUUCUUACGGAUUCAAAGAUGCCAUCUUUGGCCACUUGAGUAACAUGCCAUCCUUAGGGCAAGGGUUAAUUAGGCCAGAAGAGGAACUUGAGGACUUAAAAUGUUAUGUUAUGAGCUUUCAUCCUGGAUCAUUGCAGAGAUGUGCCAGAUUGAGAUCUAAGGAGGCUGUGAAUUUGGUUGGUAGUUAUAGUUGUGCACUCUUUAACAACAAGGAUUCGGGUUCUUUUGAGAAUGAUGAUGUUAUUUUGACUUCAUUUUCUAGCUUGAAGAGAUUAGUAUUGGAAGCUGUUGCUUUUGGAUCUUUCCUGUGGGAGACAGAAGAUUACAUUGACAAUGUCUAUAAGCUUAAGGAAGACUAAAUAGUGUAAGGGCACUAGUAGCCAAAAAUUUGAGUUGUAAAGCGAAUUCUCCUUGUAUAUAGAGUGAGUUUUGGUUUUAUAUUUUAAAUGUUGGGUUUAAGUGUUGGAGUUAUGUUUAUAUUGUAUAUAUAGUACACGUUUACUCUAUAUAAUGUAAAGCUCUAGUUCUUGGACUUUCUAAGUUGAUAGAUAUUUUGAACAGUACAAAGUUGUUUGGAUCAA